CCCCGGGAGUUCUUGGCCAUCCAAGAGAUUGGAAAGUGGUUUACUCGGGGCUGCCUUAACCCCAUUGACGAGACAUUGGUGGUGUCGGGCAACGGUCGAUGUCGUCAGCGCGCAAUCCUCGUGCCACGGAUGUGAGGGGUGCGCGUGACACCACACACCACUUCACCCCACGUAAGAGGAAUAUAAUAGGUAACCCCGUAACAUACUACACACCUCAUGGUAGCGAGUCAUCAUGGAGACGAGCACAUCUCAUUCAGACUCAUUAUAGUAUAUCACGAACCACCCAACAGCCCGCGCUUUACCAAACUGGCCGUCACGCAAUGGGGAAUGGAGCAGGCACCUAUAUAGAAUCAUAAGCCCUCCCAUCUUGCUUGGCCGUUUCCUGCAGAUUCAUUACUUGAGACCAGUGGACUACCGGCACCGUUGUUCACACGGCUCUUUUGCUCGUUAUACCUACUGGCGAUUCGAGACAAU
Canariomyces notabilis is the source of this 474-nucleotide messenger RNA. RefSeq lists its product as uncharacterized. NCBI's taxonomy places the organism in Eukaryota, Fungi, Ascomycota, Sordariomycetes, Sordariales, Chaetomiaceae. The record is from RefSeq and is a predicted model, not a curated record. The coding region runs from base 99 to 356 and encodes 85 amino acids. The transcript has 3 exons.